Closterium sp. Naga37s-1 is the source of this 1131-nucleotide messenger RNA. The record is from the annotation of a GenBank genome assembly. NCBI's taxonomy places the organism in Eukaryota, Viridiplantae, Streptophyta, Zygnematophyceae, Desmidiales, Closteriaceae.
AUGGGCCACCUGCAGGUCGCUAGUAGCGAGGCUGCUGGGGAGCGGCAGUUUUCUUCCUUAAGGACGAGCAGGGCGAGAAGGGCGUGCGUCGUGGGCUGCUUAUGGGUCGGUAGCAGGUCGGUAGCAGGUCGCUCGCAGGUCAGCCAGGUCGCUCGCAGGUCAGCCAGGUCGCUCGCAGGUGUGCAUUGUGCAGCCAUCACUUUCCAUUGUUGGCCCUCCAUUCCCUCCCCCCUAAACUUUCUCGUCCCCAACCCUGUCUCCUCCAUACACAUGCGCUCUCCUUUCCCCUCCCCCAUUCCAUUCCCCUUCAACGUCUCCUCCCCCAUCCCCAUCCCCAUCCCCAUCGUCAUUCCCCCCUUCCCAUGUGUGCUGUGCAAAGUUCAGCCAGCAGCGUCCAUCACUCUGCUCCAAUCCGCCUAUCCUGCACUCCCCUCGCUUUUCUCUCCCUCUCUCUGCCCUACCUCUAAUUUCCCUCCCUCAUUGCAUUCCUCCCUCUUCCCUCCUCCCUCCUCCCUCCUCCCUCGUCCCUCCUCCCUCCUCACUCCUCCUCAGCAACAGCUCCCCAGUUAUCAGCACAUCAUUGAUCUUCUAUCACAUUAUGGCGCGGUGCUUUGCCAUGCAACUCACCCGCCCUACCCUUCUUGCCCAUGCCCGUUGCUCUUUCUCCCUUACACCUCGCCGCACAAUUCGAGCUCUUUCGACACGCGGGGAAACGGAGCCACAGCAUGCAGCUCAUUCACCUACUUUCCACCACGCCUCCCUCCUUCCACCGUCCCACAGGCCCUCCAUCACCCCUCCGUCGUUUUCUUGUGCUCGUUGCUUCUUCAUCCGUUCCUUUCCCCUCUUUCCCUUCCUCCCAUCCACCAGCUUCAUCUCUUUUCUCCCCCGUGCUGCUUCUCCCACCCACCCCCCUCGUCGCACACACCCCCAUCUUCAGCGCAUGAUGGCAUGGCGCCAUGGUGUGCACUUGUCCCCGCCAAACCUCCUCCGCGCCCCCCCGGGCUGCCACGGCACGGCAGUGCCAUUCACUUCCAUUCCCUCGUGCCCUCCUCCCUGGUUGCUGGCGAGGUGACGGGUGAGGCCGGUGGCGAGCGCAAUGAGUGGAUGGUGGGGAGAGGUGCUAGAGCAUGA